AUGGGUAGAGGACAACAAAGCCAACCUGCUGCUUCAUCGUCUUCAACGGUUCCUAAGCCUCGAAGACAGCGGGCUUCCCCAUCGAGGCUCGUGAAGCUCUACAAUGAUUUGACUCAAUCUCAGAAGAAAAGAAUACGGGCGAUAGGUUUUGGUGGUCUCCUGAAGAUUGCUUCUAAAAUCCUUCCUCUGGUGUUUCCUGGCAGGGGAAGGAUUUCAGUCAAUGCUGAUUCAGUAUGUCGUGCUUUUGGUCUUCCAAACAAUGGUGAUGAAGUUAAGUAUGAGCUUGAUGUUGGUGCGAUUAACUUCAUCAAUGCAACCAAAAUGGGCAAAAGAAGAUCUUUUAAGGGCUGCCUUCUUGUCCUUGUGAUUCUAUAUGUAGACUCGUUUCUAGUUGACAAUGUACAAAUCCCUUCCACCAUGCCUAGAGUUACAGCAUGGUCAAGGAAAUUGUUGGAUCAGGUCAUCAAGUUAGACACCAAGCAUGAUGGCUCAUUUGGGAAGCUUAAGUUGAAAGGAUCAAGCUAUUCUACUCCACAACCUUCAUUGUUCCACAUGGAUGAUAUAAGAAGAUUUGUCUCCUCAAUGGUUCCCAGUGGCAUUUCAGAUCAGACCCGUUGUACAUCUUAUAUGCUAAGACUCAAAUGUUAA
Messenger RNA from Miscanthus lutarioriparius, 648 nucleotides. Lineage: Eukaryota; Viridiplantae; Streptophyta; Magnoliopsida; Poales; Poaceae. The record is from the annotation of a GenBank genome assembly.